AUGAAAACCUACCGGUUCUCUGUUGACAGGCAGACGGUUGUGGAGCGAUAAGUAGCCUGGUGCGCAUGCGCACUGCUGAAGUGACGCGCUCGGUCCCAGAAUGCUGCCUGGUAAACAGACAUGGAAGCACCUGGUGAAGACCUCCACAGUCCCUGAGCACUGCACCCCCUUUCCGUGUUCCUCCUUCUGCCUCAUUCACAAUCUCCUCUAACGGCUCAUACAUCUGCUAGCUCUCGGAGCCUGGCUCGGAUCUCUAAGGUCCGGGACGAAGUUUGUAUGCCGUUAUAGAGGCACGCCUAAAUCGUCUCCCUGGCUCAGGAAUCAAUAGAACAUGUACACAAAUCGGGGCUCUGGUAAUUACCCUGACUCACUACACAUUGGGACACUGCAACUCCGGUCCUGGCAACAUGACUCCGCUUUCCUGCAUGAUGCGGUGAAGCAUGUCGGAAAGGGCCGAGGAGGGCGAGCCGCGGGCGGAGCAGCGCGCCAGAGCGCCGCCCAGAUACCAGCAGCAGCGGACUGAAGGCGCGUCAGCAAUGGCGGCCAUCGGCGAGCGCGCGGCGUCUCUCCCGAGUCCGGAAGUCGUGCUGGGCCAAGCGUGGAACUGCUGGCUGGACGCCGUGAAGCUGCACGCGACCGACGGCAUAGAAACAGAAGAAAGUUUUAAAGAGGGCGGAAGGAACAGAGAAGCCAUGCGACUGUGCAGAGACGAUAUGCCCAUUUUCGGGCAAUGUCCUGCGCAGGACGACUUUUACCUGGUCAUGUGCAGUCACUGCAGUCAAGUCGUCAAACCCCAGGCCUUCCAAGCACACUACGAGAGAAGACACAGCUCCAUUAACAAGCCAGCGUCCUCCUACCCGUCCUCGGCUGCGCUCCCGGGUCUCCCGUCCCGGGCCAGAACCGGUGGAUCGGGUGGAGGCGGCCCUGCCGGCGCCAUGCCCGUGGGUUCCUCCUCCUCCUCCUCCGCUGGAGGGAGCAACAACACCCACACAGCCAAAGAGAAGCUGCCUCACCGGAAGCCUCACUUCCCCCCAAAGGUGCUGCACGACGACAUUUUGACCCCAGCUGUCAAAGUGGAGAAGAUCCAGGUGAAGACGGACUACAUCUCCUCCAAGCCUGGCCACGUGCCCGGUUCUUCCUCGUCGUCUUCUUCCUGCAGUACUGUGAGCUCCUCACCCUCCAAGCCAGGCCUUAAUAGCCAGUCUGUACCAAAGGCUCAUCAGCUGUCCCCGGGCCACAUCCCUAAUGGAAAGGGCCACCUGUCUCCGCUGUGCAAGAAGCAGGACAGCAGUACCAACGUCAGUAGCAAAAGACCCACCAGGAAAGUGUUAGAACGCGAGUUCAAUCCCGACGUCCAUUGUGGAGUCAUGGAUGUCGGAGCACGUAAACAAUGCACAAGAUCCUUAACAUGCAAGACACAUUCCUUAAGCCAGAGAAGGGCUGUGUCCGGGAGGCGGAAACGUUUUGACGUGUUGCUGGCAGAGCACAAGAAUCGAGCUCGGGAUAAGGAGCUUAUUCAACAACAGCAUAAAACGGAGCCAUCACAGCAAACCCCACCCCCUCUCAGGGAGCCCCACCCACCCCCUCACCACGGCAACCCUACGGUAGCCACCACCGAUGCAGCCAAGCUCUUCCCCCUCAAAGCCAAACCCCACAAUCCUGUGCUUCCGCGCAGCAGCAGCAGCUCUCACAGUGUGCCGAGCAGUUUAGGGGAUGCCGCCGCGACCCCUGACCCGACCCUGAUUCCCCACUGGACUCCCACGCCAGACGGCGCGGCUUGUCCCUCCAGUGACGAGGGCGAGAACGAGGACAGAGAAGAAAGCGCAGACAAACUGGACUGUCACUAUUCAGGUUACCAUCCACGGGCAGCUGCUUUCUGCACUUUUGGAAGCAGACUGUUCGGGAGAAGCUGUUACUCCUUCGACCGGCGCUGGGAUCGAGUCCGAUAUGCGCUGGUGGCCAUGAUGGACAAACACGUCAACUCGCUAAUGUGGAAAAAAAUCCCACUUGCUUUGGAGAAUUCCUCUUCGUCGACAGUUACAUCGUCUCACCGGUCUAGCACAAACUCGCUGUCCUCUUCCUCAGGCUUUCUGAGCCCCUCCCCGCCGCCGCCUUAUAGCCAGUCCCAUGAGAGCAAGCCCACCCUGCCGUACGGGACCACCCUAAACGCCCGAGUCACGUCGCAGAGGGCCGGAGAGCAGCUCACUUACAGUGGGGGUGGCUCGUCCAGACAAGCGUCCUCGUCCUCACCCCAGAUGCCUUCAGCACACUCGUCGUCGCUGCCCUCCACUCCUGGCUCGAACAAAUUUGUCAAAUCUCGCUCUGGACCCAAGAACUACUGGGUGAAGGAGCCCUCCCCUGCUGCACUAGCUAGCUCCAGCUCCAUCAACAACAGCAGCAGCAGUGACACCGGCAGUAUAAGCGUGAGUAGUAGCAGCAGCACGAUUAGCCUUGGCUCAACAAAGAAGCGCAAGAACAGCUCUUUGCUAAAAUAUGGCGCCGAAUCCUCUUCUUCCUCUUUGAAAAAAAACUGCACGGUGAACUCAGGCACCUCAGGGAGCAGCUUUCACUCCUCGCUAAACUCCAUAUCUUCUGGGACUUUUUCAUCGUCAUCGUCCUCUUCCUCACACAGCGCAGGUAUGAACUGUCCGUCGGGCCGCGGCAACUCUACGAGCGCGCGGCAGGAAGCAGCCGAGCCAAUCAAACGCAUGAGCGUGAUGAUGAACAGCAGUGACUCCACGCUCUCGCUCGGCCCGUUUGUGAACAACCCAGACGGGAGAACCGACACAAAGAGGAGGAAAAGUUCACAAGCCACCAGCAGCCUCACUGGCACAGCUACCUGUACAGCAUCUGCAGGGGGAGGUGGAGGGGCACAGGGGCCUAGCAGCCCCAAAAUGGCCAAGUCUCUAGCCAUCAACAACAUUCACGGCAAACACGCGCGGCCCAUGCCGGGAACGCCGGGGCUUCACAACAACUCACUAAUACAUCAGCCAAAGGCCCGUCCCUGACACAGGUGGGCCGGCUCUGGGGGUGCGAAGCGGUGGAGCGGAGCUCCCUUAGCGCCCGUCACGGCACACUGCACGAGGCCUUCUUCUUCUUCUUCUCCUUCUCUUACUCUCAGCUUCCCACAAUCCUCAGGGUGGAGAGCACACUGGGCUGCUGAGUGAAGGCGCACUGUUUCUCCUGCCCACAAGGGGUCAUCACACAGGUGGAGAACACACCACGAGAGGAGCACAUCAGUGUGUGUGUGUUUGUCUGUGGUGGGUGGUUGAAAUCGCAAACGCCGAGUGACAAGCACAGUAAAGGGCUGGUUACAGGGCCACACUUACACAUCUACAGUCCCGUUUAGUAUAAUAAACAUAUUUAUUAUGUAAAAAGGGGAGAAUAUACAAGAACGCAAUUCAGCACAUUUUUGAGAGAAUUUAAAGGCAAAAAAAAAAUUCAUCACAGUAUCCAAACUGCCUAAAGGUAAAAAGGCUGAGCAUUGAAUCAAGUCUUAAUGCUCCUUUAGAAAGCAUCUUGUUUACAUACAGCAACCGUCGUGUAAAAGCUGCAUUUAAAUCAGCAGCAGAAACAUCCUUAAACUUUAGAGAUCUAGAAUUUAAAGUUGUAGCUAAUUAACUCGGCCCAGUCCGGUUAAAAAAAACGGCUUAUUCACGUUUGCGUACCACAAAAAAUCAUCAAUUACUAACGAGUCAAACUGAAACGUCGUCUUAAGGAAAGCUUCUCAGCUUCUGCUUCUUGUUAAAGGAAAUCUUCAGCUUUUCAUCUCUAUCCACUUGAUCUCUCUGAAAAUAGCUUAAAAAAAACCCCUGACAAACCGGAUUAACCUUUUGUUACAACCUUAAUCUUUUAAAUAAAUGAGUUACCCUUUUAAUAGCAAGAUGUUCGCACAGCUCCGUGCUAACAUCAAUGUUGCAACGGUUAUAACUUCCGUUAUAUAUUAGACCUGAGUGAGCCGGAGUAAACCGGUUCUCUGUUCUGAUUUACAGGAAAACAAAAACAUGUCGAAACAUGUAGUAAAUGUAUCUCGCUAUAAACCACCACGUCAGCCUCUUCCCGUCAACAUCUGAACGAAUUAACACGUCACUUCUACGCGCCUAUUAGUCCGACUGCCGUAUUCCUAAUAAACCGAUGCUGAGAUACAUUUUGCUGUAUAGAGAUCUGGAUGAAAAUCACUGGAGUUUCCCUUUAAUCUUUUAUAACGAAGCUUCCCCCUUCAUAUCCUCUCGAACCCCGACUUUAAACCAAGAACGCUCGCUUUUUAUUCGUACACAGUUUGCUGAUCACCUUUCGUUACCGUCGUACUACAAGCUCCCAAAUCUCCCUUAAUCACUACUGGAGACUUUCAGGCUGUAAGGGACGAGUGCUUAUCUGAUCACACUAAAGGAGACCAUGCAAUUUUUUUAAUAGACCUUUUAUUAAGAUGCUGUGCAGCAGCGAUGCACAUCUACACUAGAAUGUUACGCGUCUGUUAGCGACUUGACAGAAACGUAAGGAAUACGUUCACUCAUGGUUGCAGCUCAGAACGAACGAAAGACUCUGACUUAUAGUAUUUCCUUCACUCUACUGCUCUUCGUGCGUUAAGGGCAGAAUCAGCACGAGCGCUUUCACACUUUGUGGGGGUUUUUUUGUUUGUUUUUUUUCUUCCCUCCAGAAGAAAAAACGAGAGUACCGUUUUGCAGCGUUCACACCGUAACCAUAACAACACACCGGCAAUGCAAUAGACUCGGUGUCAGAAAUCUCUGCACAUUCACUAGCAUUUUAUUUAUUUUCUCCGCAACCGGUAAACAAAAAAAAAUAAUAGUUUUUUUACGAAUACGUUCUCAGCCCAAAUCGACUCUCAGAUCAAUGUGAAAUCAAACAGCAAACAAACUCUCGCCCCGAUUGAGACUAACAGGUGCAUGAAAGCACCUUGACUUGGGGUUUUGUUUGUUCGUUUGUUUAGUUUUUCCCACUGGGGCAUCUUGUACUGUCAUUUAAGGGGGGAUUCGAGUGUGAAAGCAGCCCCGAAAAUUCAUCCUUUUAUACCAGAACAGCGGUUCAGAGGUCAGCGGUAAUACACACGACUACAGACUAUGAGACAAAUUACUGUGAGAAACUCCUAAGGUGACGAUUAGAACUGUAGCCCCACGUUCUCUUGUGUACACACACACACACCACUGAGUGAACUGGAAGGAAAUCAAUUCCUGCUUUAGUGUAUGGAAUAACCACUAUAGUUUGUGUCGAUCAUCAACAUGGACAGGAUUUUCUGUGUCCCCCCCAAACUUAAACACCUGGGACUAGAUCUCUUUAAGCUUCCGAGAGUAUUAAGUAUACAGUCGUGGAGGAGAAGAGAAAAUAAAAUCCCAACUGAUGUCAGUCAGCGACCGCAGCUGAGAGAAGAGAGAGUUUUUUUUUUUCUAUCGACGAAUAUCGAAGUUAAACCUAUUUCAGAAGACGUAUUUUGUUAAGAGAAAGAUAAAAAGAAUAAAAGAGAAACUAAAAACAACAGAAUCGAGAGAAUUGUACAUACGGAGAUGUAUUUUUGCACAGGCGUUUUCUUACACGUUUUUUGGUACAGUCGAGAUCGUCAUUAUUUAUUUAGCGAACGGAUCCGUUUUAAGAUUUAAGAAGUGGUUCACUGCCAAGCCAAUAAUGCAAUAUGCCUCUUUACUCACUGCUUCUUUAUAGCCGUGGACUGAAACCCUUAUGAAGCUGUAGAGAGAGAGAAAGAGACUUUUUUUUUUUCUUGUGCUAAGCGAAAUGAAUUAAGAGGAUAUUAUUAAAAACUACGGCCCAGAUUUCAUCAAUCACAUUUCACCAGUUGUUCGUGUUUAAGGUCGGCGUGGGGCUGCCAGAGAGAGAGAGAAAGAUUUAAUAACGAGAGGAGAAAAGUGAACACUUAAUGCACCACCGUUGCCAAACUUCUUUAUAUUUCCGAACACUGCAGUCGUUCUUUUUUGCAGCUUUUUAAAUAAUAACAAAGCGGAAAAGUGCCUGAAUUCGUUCGUCACCUGUUUUAAGCAGUAACUUCUGUUCCACGUUACACAAGUGUUCCAUCAACGCUUUUGUAGAAACUACUACAACCUCUGUCCAUUAUGUGAUCUUUUCACUGCGCGGUUAAAUUAAUUGACCUCGAGGGAAGACGGGUACAAAUCGCAUCCCGGUUUAGAACACGCCCUCGUUAGCGCUCCCUCGAAGGACGACAGGAAAUAAGUGACAAGAAGAAAAAAAUUGCGAGAUGAUCAAGCAGUGUGUAUUUCUAAUACAUCAAGUAUUUUAUCGUGCUAAUAAGUCGACGUCUCGCUCCUUCGACGGCUUUGUACCUAACGCAGUUACGUCGGCAGACGAAAACACUGUUUUUGAUCGAGGUUCUUUUUUUUUGUUUGUUUUUUUGUCAAAUUUGUUCCAGCUCCACCGGCAAUGUUUUCAUGUGAUGGAAAUGUAUUUUAUAAAAGAAGCACAGAUUUGGAUGUGAAUGUGAAUCACAGCUCAGAAAUAUCGCAGAAAAAUAUCUAUAUUCAAGUGUGUAAAUUUGAGGGUUUUUUCCCUUUUGAUUUCUUUUUUUUAUCUACAUAAUCAAAUCAUUUGAACAGCUGGACUUUUGUGUGUUGGCUGCUAUGUAAUUCAUGAACAAACAUAGUAGGUUAGAUUUACGUAAUAUUUAAAGAAAAAGAUUGUAUAGUCUAUUUGUUUUGUAACAUCUUUUCUGUAAAUAAAAAAAGUAAUUUAUACUGUUAUUUAUAAGAAAAACAA
Messenger RNA from Tachysurus fulvidraco (yellow catfish), 6738 nucleotides. RefSeq names its product ataxin-7. NCBI's taxonomy places the organism in Eukaryota, Metazoa, Chordata, Actinopteri, Siluriformes, Bagridae. Bases 441 to 3008 code for a protein of 855 amino acids. The transcript has 15 exons. The record is from RefSeq and is a predicted model, not a curated record.